Atta colombica is the source of this 557-nucleotide messenger RNA. RefSeq names its product glutamate receptor ionotropic, kainate 2-like. The record is from RefSeq and is a predicted model, not a curated record. Gene Ontology annotation, cellular component: postsynaptic membrane; plasma membrane. The coding region runs from base 27 to 557 and encodes 176 amino acids. The transcript is spliced from 4 exons. Gene Ontology annotation, molecular function: transmitter-gated monoatomic ion channel activity involved in regulation of postsynaptic membrane potential; glutamate receptor activity. NCBI's taxonomy places the organism in Eukaryota, Metazoa, Arthropoda, Insecta, Hymenoptera, Formicidae. Gene Ontology annotation, biological process: synaptic transmission, glutamatergic; modulation of chemical synaptic transmission.
AUUCCAAUUUCUCGACGUACCAACGCAUGUGGUCCUUCAUGGACUCGGCGAAGCCGUCGGUAUUUACGGGGAGCAACGGUGAGGGUGUGGAUCGAGUGAUCUCAGGAAAAGGCAGCUAUGCAUUCCUGAUGGAAUCCACCUCCAUCGAAUACGUAAUCGAAAGGAAGUGCGACCUUACUCAAGUCGGCGGUCUCUUGGACUCUAAGGGAUACGGCAUAGCCAUGCCGCCAAAUUCGCCAUAUAGAACAGCCAUAAGCGAAGCUAUUCUGAAGCUGCAGGAGGAAGGGAAACUUCAUAUGCUGAAAACGCGCUGGUGGAAGGAGAAGCGAGGCGGUGGAUCUUGCAGGGACGACACCUCGAAGAGCAGCUCGGCGGCGAACGAGCUUGGUCUGGCGAACGUCGGCGGAGUCUUCGUAGUGCUGAUGGGCGGCAUGGGUGUUGCCUGCGUGAUCGCAGUUUGCGAAUUUGUGUGGAAGAGCCGGAAAGUAGCCAUCGAGGAGCGGAAGCAGAAAUCGUCGGGGAAAUCGAUCUGCGAAGGUUUUACUGAUCUGCACUAG